AUACCAGGAUAGGAUCAAAGGGGGCGCCAAAAUUCAUGAAACGUCAAAAAAAAACGAAAGGCCGCAAAGCACCAGUGAAAAAAAGUGAAACUGCGAACAAAAAUUGUUGAAUCUGGAAUUUUAGCGAGUCGCCCCGAUCCCGCACGUAUAUGCUCGCCGCCCUCGCCCGGACUUGAUCCGCCAGUCGCCGACAUCUGGUGCUAUACCCAGAUCAAAUUGGUUAGCUUUAGCUACAUGUGGACCAUAGGUAACUUUAGCUAUUCCCGGCAGGAGAUGGGCGAAGUACUCAAAUCGUCCACAUUCUCAUCCGGUCCCAAUGACAAAUUGAAAUGGUGUCUACGGGUUAAUCCCAAGGGUCUCGACGAGAUCUGUAGUCCGGGCCAAGAUCAAAUUGUCCAUAUUGAAUAGCAGGCGUGAGAAGAUCAAGUCCAUGGAGUCAAUAGAGGCUCACCGCUUUGUGCAGGGCAAGGAUUGGGGCUUCAAGAAGUUCAUUCGCCGCCAACUUCUGCUGGAUGAGUCCCACGCCCUGCUGCCGGAGGACAGGCUGACCAUCUUCUGCGAGAUCAGCGUCGUGGCGGACACCCUGAACACCUCCGGACAGUCCACCAUCGUGCCUCUGCUGAAAGCGCCCCAGUGCAAGCUGUCCGAGGAUUUCGGAAAUCUCUUUGACAACCAGUUGUUCAGUGAUGUAACAAUCUGCGUGGGCGGUACAGAGCUCCAUGCGCACAAGGCCAUCCUGGCAACUCGCAGCGUAGUCUUUGCGGCCAUGUUUCAGCGUGGGAUGGAGGAGCGUAAGCUGAAUCGUGUGGUCAUAACCGACGUAGAGGAUCAUGAGGUGCUCAAAGAAACUCUGCGUUUCAUAUACACGGGCAAAUCGCCCAAUCUAGGAAACAUGGCUGAUGAACUCCUAGCCGAAGCCGAUAAGUAUGCACUCGAAAAGCUGAAAGUGAUGCGCGAGGAGGCGCUGUGCGCCAAACUCUCGGUGGAAAAUGCAGCCAAAACACUAAUUUUGGCUGAUCUCCACAGUGCGGAUCAAUUAAAGGCACAUACGCUUGAAUUCAUAAGUUCCCAUGCCAGCGAUGUGGUGGAAACCUCCGGAUGGCGAAAUAUGAUCGAUAGUCACUCACAUUUGGUAGCGGAGGCAUUUCGUGCGCUAGCCACGUCACACAUUCCAAGAAUUGGACCACCAAGGAAACGCAUUAGAUUGCGUUAAAAAAAUACAAUUCAAAAACUGCACCAACCAUAAUAUGAAUAACAACUUCAACAACAUCAGCAGCAAAUCGUACACCAAAGACAAUCAAC
Molecule: messenger RNA, 1302 nt
Organism: Drosophila suzukii
Lineage: Eukaryota; Metazoa; Arthropoda; Insecta; Diptera; Drosophilidae
Source: RefSeq, a predicted model, not a curated record